AUGCGCCAAGGAAUGGGCGCAAGUAUGGCUCCUCUAUCCACUCGUGGAGGCGGACGCAGGCGCGGAACGUCUCGUCGAGGUGCCGCCAACCACAUGAGCGCCAAUGGAAAGUCUAUAGAUGUCUCUGCAGGAGAUGGUACUGAUGGUGGUGUUGAUAAUGAGCACACUGUCAACGCUGAUGCUGAAGAUGGGGCUUGCACCAGUCCUGAGGUCGUGGUGGUGUCCGGAUCCAGCAUGCCUGUUCUUUCUAAUUCCAUAGAUGUUUCAACCUGUCUGAAUCCUCUCACUAGCCUUGCCGGGGGGCGCAAGGGUCGUGUAUGUGGUCCUGGGAUUAAUAUUAAUCUCAGCCCCAAUUCCGGUAACGGAUGUCUGAUGGGACCCGGCGUAAGCAGCCUUGUUAGCCUACCAGUGGCCACCGGCAGCACUCGGGGCACUUACGAUCGCAACACCGGUGUGGCAUUUAGCGCUACUGGACAGGUAGAAUAUUCUUUUAAUUUUUUAGCUUAUCAUGAGUCAUAUUUCGAAUGCAAUCACUCUUGA
This is a messenger RNA of Protopolystoma xenopodis, 540 nucleotides long. Lineage: Eukaryota; Metazoa; Platyhelminthes; Monogenea; Polystomatidea; Polystomatidae. The record is from the annotation of a GenBank genome assembly.